Salvelinus fontinalis (brook trout) is the source of this 4137-nucleotide messenger RNA. RefSeq names its product protein arginine N-methyltransferase 8-B. The record is from RefSeq and is a predicted model, not a curated record. Gene Ontology annotation, biological process: peptidyl-arginine methylation. NCBI's taxonomy places the organism in Eukaryota, Metazoa, Chordata, Actinopteri, Salmoniformes, Salmonidae. Gene Ontology annotation, molecular function: protein-arginine N-methyltransferase activity. The coding region runs from base 682 to 1908 and encodes 408 amino acids. Gene Ontology annotation, cellular component: plasma membrane. The transcript is spliced from 11 exons.
UAUAUCCUCUCACUGAAUAUAGGAAUAGGUGGACAAGCAAGCAGAAGGGAUUGAUGGCGCACGGUGAGGUGGUGGUGCCAUGUCUUUCAAGCAUCAAGACUUGCUUCCUUAUCAUCGCAUUCAAACAGAGUAAAGUUGAACUUUAUAUAAUAAGCUGCUUUGCAAUUCGACAAAGUGGCAAUUAGAUCAAGCAAAGCGUGAGCUCUUCUACGUUUUGGAGCUGCCUGCGCUGAAAUGGGCUCACUAGAGGACAAGUUACUGCGUUAUUAAUAGGCUUAGUUACAUAGGCAAUGCUUGCAAUAGUUUCGUAGAAAAUUAGCUGACAUGAACAUCUGUGAGGCCUGAUCAAGACAUCACAGCAAUAGGGACGUUGGAUUGUAUUUUUAGAAACCAAUUUUGUUCAUACAUGUGAUGGGAAGAUUUCUGCUAGUGUGCGUCGCACCUGCUCUGGAGUAGCGUACACCGCUGGAGAAUAUGGAAUGCAGUUUAAUUUAUUCAUUUUCCUCAAAGGUUGCAAAGUGAAGAGUGGUUGCCUUAUGCUCUCCUAGAAAGCAACAUGUGAGAUAGGUAACUUUUGCACUCUGGAUUCCAGAACACGUUUAUCUGCUAAAACGGGUUGCUAUUCUUGUGGGACUUUAUGUACUCUUUUCAUCUUUGAAAUACACCAUCGACGUGGCUCUUAUGGGAAUGAAACACUCCUCCCGCUGUAUGCUCCUCAGGAGAAAAAUGGCGGAGUCCGAGAGCACUGAGCAACAGCAACAGCCGCAGCCAAUCCGCAUCAUCCAGUCUCAGCGCGUGCAGCCAACCUCGCUGCCCAAGCCUGUGCCCUCCAUCCACCAUGUCCCACAGCCGCCCCAUACGCCCCACGCUGCCUCCCUGCCCAGCUGCCCUGGCCGGGGAAAGAUGGCCAAGUUCCUCAACCCUGAGGAGAUGACCUCCAGGGACUACUACUUUGACUCCUACGCCCACUUUGGUAUCCAUGAGGAGAUGCUGAAGGACGAAGUGAGGACGCUGACCUACAGAAACUCCAUGUACCACAACAAGCACGCCUUUAAAGACAAGAUCGUCCUUGAUGUGGGCAGUGGGACUGGUAUCCUGUCCAUGUUUGCAGCCAAGGCAGGAGCCAAGCACGUGUAUGGGAUUGAAUGUUCCAGUAUAUCGGAAUACUCUGAGAAAAUCAUCAAGUCUAACCACCUGGACAGUGUUAUCACCAUCUUCAGGGGCAAAGUGGAGGAAGUGGAGCUGCCAGUGGAGAAGGUUGACAUCAUCAUCUCAGAGUGGAUGGGCUACUGUCUCUUCUACGAGUCCAUGCUCAAUACCGUCAUCUUUGCAAGGGACAAGUGGCUGAAACCCGGCGGUCUGAUGUUUCCCGACCGUGCUGCGCUGUAUGUGGUGGCCAUCGAGGACAGGCAGUACAAGGACUUCAAAAUCCACUGGUGGGAGAACGUGUAUGGCUUUGACAUGACCUGCAUCCGUAACGUGGCCAUGAAGGAGCCCCUGGUGGACAUAGUUGACCCCAAACAGAUGGUCACCAACUCCUUCCUGAUCAAGGAGGUGGACAUCUAUACAGUGAAGACUGAGGACUUGUCCUUCACCUCAGCCUUCUGCCUUAAGAUCCAGAGGAACGACUACAUCCACGCCCUGGUCACCUACUUUAACAUCGAGUUCACCAAGUGUCACAAGAAGACUGGCUUCUCCACCGCCCCCGAUGCUCCAUACACACACUGGAAACAGACAGUGUUCUACCUGGAGGACUACCUGACUGUGAGGAGAGGGGAAGAGAUCAUUGGCAGCAUCAACAUGAAGCCCAACGACAAGAACAUACGUGACUUGGACUUUACCUUUGAGUUGGAUUUCAAAGGACAGUUAUGUGAGGCAGCCAUCUCCCACGACUACAAGAUGCGUUAGCUAGGUGUCCAACAGGGAUAGCCGGUGCGCAGUGCUGCCUGCAGCCCCACAAACACAGAGGGAGGCAGAGGCACUCCCCUUAACAACAGACACUGAGGAGAGAGAAUGGGGUGGAGGGAGACGAGAGAGUGGGAUGGAAGAAUGAGAGAGGUUGAGAGGGAGAUGGUGGGAUGCAGGAAUCAAAGAGGAGAUAGAGGGAUGAGAGAGAAUAGAUGGAGAGGAAGGAUGAGAGAGGAUGGAUGGAGAGGAAGGAUGAGAGCGGAUGGAUGGAGAGAAAUGGUGGGAUAGGCCAGAUCAGAGGAAUCAGGUGAUGAUGAGAGAAGAGUACAGGGGUGGCACUCCAAGCAAUAUCAACAUGCCCACAUCAACACCUCUCACCGGCAUUUUUUUAAUUUAACCUUUAUUUAACAAGGCAAGUCUUAACUGUUAGGCCAACUGUUCAGAGGACAACUUUGAAUGUAACACCUUGUGAAUUCAAGAAUGUUCUAGUCAUAAUGAAUGUUAUUGAUUAUUUAUCUAUAUUGUAUGUUAUCUUGAUUUUGUUCAUUGUUCUUCCAAAAUAAUCAGGCCACAGGAUUAGUUAGCACUUUUUAAAAUGUCUUUAUUUUCCCUCCUUUUUGGGAAAAUAUUUUCUAUGUGAGUUUCAGUGUUUGGAGCGCAUUAUGAUCAGUUACUGUACUUUGCAUAUAUAUUGCAUAUAAUGAUACUUUUUAAUAUUCUACAUCCUAGGCCAGUAUCUUCUAUCUUCAAAUAUACUUUUAAAUUACCCAAUUUUGCAUGUUUGUAAAUAAUCUUCACCAUAUCUGGUAGUGCAGUAAUUAAAUGUAUCGGCCAAGAAAAAUUCAGUGCUGCAUAAUGUAUGUGUAACGAUGUGAAUGAUAGUGUGUGUUUGCAAUCAGGUCAUGUACUGUAGCUUUUUGGGAGUGUGCAAUAUAUAUGAGCGCUCAUACAUUUGCGCAGCUUGCACUCCAAAGUGUGGUCUGUGGUUUCUGUUAGAGCUGUGAUGUCGGCGUUGUAAUCUGCGUAGUCAGCGGCUCUUGUCUAGAUGCCUGCAAAAGCUCCUGAUUACAAGGCCUACCCCACUGAACAGACACUGAUCUUUAAUAAUAACCAUUGUCUCUUAAAUUCUGUGUACACACUGAAGCCAUACCAAGAAGUGGAAAGUGUGACGCAGCAUUUAGUGGGUGGGGCCUCACAUCAGUAGCUGCUGCUCACUGAACUUCUCUCAACUUGAGGGCCUUGUAGUUACCAUGCUUUCCCUGGCUCUGCUGAUCUCGGGUCAGUGACUGACCUGUCCUCAGAGCCUGGCCUAGCAACUGUCAGCAGUUAGUCCUGUCCUUAGAUCAGUAGCAGAGAGUUAAUUCCAGCCUCUGCUCAGCGCUGGAGUUGGACACUCAGGCGGCAGCUCCUUCCCUUCACCUGUGCUCUUACUAACUCUAAGGUCAUCGCCAAGGCAACAACUGGAGGUGUCCUCCAGUCCAACUGUGUGACCUCCCCUCACAGUUGUGUAGUACUGUUACACCAUCCUUCCUUACCAAAGACAUUCUAUCUGCAGCCAAGAUACAGACGCUCUUCCAUGCAUCUCAAUGAAGCUCAUCAGCACAACACUUAUGACUGUUCAGAAGACGUACAGUGUGACAUGCCAUGUAUGAAUAGACUAGUGGCUAGUAAUGAGUGAGUGACAUUUGGCUCAUGUACAAUAUGUUCCGUAAAGAGUCUGCGUUUUGAUCUAGAAGGGCAGGGACCGGUAGUUUCAUGUUGAGAGCUGUCUCUUGUGAGCAGAUAGUAUGUCUUUACCUUUUUUGCUUUUGAUCCAGUAUCAACGUGUGUAUAUCUAGCACAGUGUGUGAAAUAGAAUAAAAAAGCUGAAUAUUAUGAAGAAAAUCUAACUGAAAUAGUAUCCACUAAGUAGAUUGUGUGCAAUAGCAUGCAUACAACACUGUUGUCUUUGGAAUUAAGUCAGUGAUUUAAGCUAACGAACUUUAAUGUUUACCCUUCAGCAGAUAUAACACUUGCUAAGUGUUAUUCCUGUUUACCACUCAUGGCAAUCAUUUAAUUAUUUACACCUGGUAAUCUGCCUAAGUACUAAAACAUGGUUACCACUAGUUCAUUUUGUAUGACAAUUACAUUUUCAAGAGUUUAAAAAUAGUGCUAUUCAAGCAUUGUAUUGUAUUGUUAAUUUUACCUGCUGUCGUGUAAGAGUUAAAUAAAAGUUAAGCUAAAGACUAA